Molecule: messenger RNA, 2187 nt
Organism: Penicillium brevicompactum
Lineage: Eukaryota; Fungi; Ascomycota; Eurotiomycetes; Eurotiales; Aspergillaceae
Exons: 6
Coding region: 1-2187 (728 amino acids)
Source: RefSeq, a predicted model, not a curated record
AUGCAUCUUCUACCUACCAUCAGGAACUUUCUGUCGCUUUAUUCUGUUUCUACACUGGCAGCUGCCACAUCUACAAGCGCAAGCGCAUCCGAUGAUCUACAGAUAAUCCAUCAUGGAGAUCCACCAUCCGCCGAAGGCAUAUUCCGGCGCAAUUCCCAGAUCGCAUCAAAACUUGCGGAAGGACCUGCCCGUGGAGUCCGUAAAAUGAGCGACGACGAAGGUGAAAAGUUCUUCCUCGACUACUGGGAUUUUGCAGAUGCUUCAGGCGCUGUUGCCUCACAAUUGUCCCAAAGUUCCAACCAAACAUUGAUUGAUAGAGAUAUCGAGGAUGGAUACUCACCGUCGCGGUUUGUGGGUCAAUCAUUUCCUUUUGACCCAUCCUCUGCAUCGGGAUUUGGAGACGGCCUCCAGGCACGUCACUUCAAAUGCCCGAUUGGCACAUGGGCAUGCACGUCCAUCGGUCGAUCAGAUCGAUGCUGUGCAUAUGUCACGGUCAUCACAGUGACUGUCCAUUCAACCAUCAUGCUAUCUACAAUGACCUACUCUACAAUCCCGCAGACUAGCGGGACAUCCACCAGUUCAUCGCCCCAGCCCAGCUCGACGACCACAAAUGACAACUUUGUACCACCGGCUCGACCGACCGGUCUCUCCACAGAAACUAGUGUCACGCGAGGAGACGAUGUCUGUCCAACGGGUUUCUAUGCCUGCUCUGCAUUCUACCAAGGAGGGUGCUGCCGUACGGGACGAGACUGCGAUACGACUUCGUGUCCGACAGGUUCCUCAACAACAUUUGUCUCCGACGGGGUAACUGUGGUCGCACCCGUUGCGACGACCACCGGGCAAGCCACUGGCAAUCGAUGCGCGAAAGGCUGGUUCCAUUGUGCCGACACCGUAGGCGGAGGGUGUUGUCCACAGGGGUUUGCUUGUGGUUCCAGCUGCACUGCGACUGAUACCGCGUCCGAAACAACCGUUGCCAAGGAGGAAGCAACCAGCGGAGAUGGAGUCGAGUUAGGAGUUGGCAAACUGUUGCUUAUUAGCGUAAUCGGUGGUUUCUGGUUCCCGCACUCGGACCUGAUCACCGAUUCUCGCCGAACCUCACUCGCCCUCUGUCUUUCUCCUCUUCAACCCAUUUCGGUCGAGUAUGUACCUAUUUUGAACCUCAAUCUGUUGAACUGCACCAUAUUAACGUCUCCCAGGUCAUUCAUCAUGUCGGAAACUCCCCAGAAGCCCCUCCCCUUCAUCUACCAGUUCGCCGCCGGCGCGGUGGCUGGUGUCUCAGAGGUAUGCACCUUUCCCAGAACGCAAUUCCAACUUGAUUCGCUGGGUCAGGUUGGAGUGUUGCGAGAGUUGUUGCGACAGUACCCAUUGGACGUGCUUAAGACUCGAAUUCAGCUUCAGACUGGACCCGCCGUCCCCGGUGUCGACCACUACAAUGGCAUGUUCGAUUGCUUCCGCAAGAUCGUCAAGAACGAGGGUGCUUCCCGUCUAUACCGUGGUAUCUCCGCUCCCAUCCUGAUGGAGGCUCCCAAGCGUGCCACCAAGUUCGCUGCCAACGACAGCUGGGGUGCUUUCUACCGCAACCUGUUCGGCGCCGAGAAGCAGACCCAGGGUCUGGCCACCCUCACCGGUGCCACUGCUGGUGCCACUGAGGCUUUCGUCGUGGUUCCCUUCGAGUUGGUCAAGAUUCGUCUGCAGGACAAGGCCCAGGCCCACAAGUACAACGGCAUGUUUGAUGUUGUGAAGAAGAUCGUGGCUGCUGAGGGUCCUCUGGCCAUGUACAACGGUCUGGAGUCUACCAUGUGGCGCCACGUUCUCUGGAACGCCGGAUACUUCGGCUGUAUCUUCCAGAUCCGUGCACAGCUCCCCACACCCGAGCCUGGUAACAAGAACCAGCAGACUCGCAACGACUUGAUCGCUGGUUCCAUCGGUGGUAUCACCGGUACCAUCCUCAACACCCCCAUGGAUGUUGUCAAGUCUCGCAUCCAGAACACCACCAAGGUUCCCGGCCAAACCCCCAAGUACAACUGGGCUUGGCCUGCUCUCGGCACCGUGAUUAAGGAGGAGGGAUUCUCUGCCCUGUACAAGGGCUUCACUCCCAAGGUCCUGCGUCUCGGCCCCGGAGGUGGUAUUCUUCUCGUCGUCUACACCAAUGUGAUGGACUUCUUCCGCAAGAUGCGCGACGAGUAA